AUGGCAGACAUAAUCUGGAGAAACCAAACAGCUGUCACAGAAUUUAUCCUCCUGGGCUUCGGGGAUCUCCCUGUCCUGCAAAUUAUUCUCUUUCUAAUGUUCCUAGUGAUCUACUUGGCAACUGUGGCUGGGAACAUGAUCAUCACUGCAAUAGUUGUGGCUGAAAAGCAUCUUCACACCCCCAUGUACUACUUCCUGGGGAACUUGUCCUGCUUGGAGACCUGUUACACCUCCACCCUCCUGCCCAGGAUGCUGGUCAGUCUCCUGACUGAGGACAAAACCAUCUCAGUCAGUGGCUGCCUCUCACAACUGUAUUUCUUUUGUGCUCUGGCUGGUACAGAAUGCUGUCUCCUAGCAGCAAUGUCUUAUGAUCGGUAUUUAGCGAUAUGUAAACCCCUGCACUAUUCAACUCUUAUGAACAACAGGCUUUGCCUCCAGUUGGCUGCUGGGUCAUGGUUAAAUGGUAGCUUGGCCACUACCAUCUUUAUAUUAUUCAUAUCACAGUUAAUUUUCUGUGGCUCAAAUGAAAUUGACCAUUUCUAUUGUGAUCCCGUCCUAUUGAUGGAACUCUCCUGCAGUGACACACACCUGAGCAUAUUGGUGAAUCUCAUAUUUGUCUCCAUAUUCACCCUGCCUCCAUUCCUACUAACCAUGACAUCCUACGUGUGUAUCAGCACCACCAUCCUAAGAAUCCCUUCCACCACCGGGAGACAAAAGGCCUUUUCCACCUGCUCCUCUCACCUCACUGUGGUGACAAUUUUCUAUGGCACCAUAAUGAUUUUCUACAUGCUACCGAAACAUGAUACACUCAGAGAUCUGAAGAAAGUGCUCUCCCUCUGCUUCACCGUCCUAACUCCCCUGGUAAAUCCCCUCAUCUACAGCCUGAGAAACAGAGAAGUCAAAGAAGCCUUGAGCAAAGCAGUCAGUAAAUGUGGCUUUUGCAAAAACAUGCAGAGACUAUGA
Messenger RNA from Gopherus flavomarginatus (Mexican gopher tortoise), 963 nucleotides. RefSeq names its product olfactory receptor 6N1-like. NCBI's taxonomy places the organism in Eukaryota, Metazoa, Chordata, Testudines, Testudinidae. Gene Ontology annotation, cellular component: membrane. The transcript has a single exon. The record is from RefSeq and is a predicted model, not a curated record. Bases 1 to 963 code for a protein of 320 amino acids. Gene Ontology annotation, biological process: G protein-coupled receptor signaling pathway. Gene Ontology annotation, molecular function: G protein-coupled receptor activity; olfactory receptor activity.